Messenger RNA from Amphiprion ocellaris (clown anemonefish), 6728 nucleotides. RefSeq names its product protein phosphatase, Mg2+/Mn2+ dependent, 1Aa (gene ppm1aa). Lineage: Eukaryota; Metazoa; Chordata; Actinopteri; Pomacentridae. Gene Ontology annotation, molecular function: magnesium ion binding; manganese ion binding; protein serine/threonine phosphatase activity. Gene Ontology annotation, biological process: positive regulation of canonical Wnt signaling pathway; negative regulation of canonical NF-kappaB signal transduction; protein dephosphorylation. The coding region runs from base 392 to 1546 and encodes 384 amino acids. The record is from RefSeq and is a predicted model, not a curated record. The transcript has 6 exons. Gene Ontology annotation, cellular component: cytosol; nucleus.
CUCCGAAGCUAACGUUAGCUAGCAAGCUGUCAAGCUGUCAAGUGGAGAGGCUGAGGCAGACGUUUCAGCUUCCCCCUGGCUUGGCCGCACAGAGCUCCGGCCCACAAAAUCACAAGAAAAUCCGUUAGAAUAUUCUGAGAUAAUGUAAUGCAUCACGGGCGCACGCAAAGAGGGAGCUCCGCACUUACACAAUUUAUAUGCACUGAGUCUUGAGUGACGACUGCUCACUGCUAGCUUACUGGCUAGCUAGCUUAGCUAACCCGCCGCAAACCCCUUAGUUUCGUCGGUGCACCCUUUCUGGUGUGAAACGCGGCCAGUCGGUCCUUGUCCCUGUCGCAGCUUCCGUCGCUGUGAACCGGCAUUUUGAUUAUUUGAUUAUUAGAGGAACACAAUGGGUGCAUUUCUGGACAAACCAAAGAUGGAAAAAUAUAAUUCCCAUGGUGAAGGUAACAACCUUAGGUAUGGGCUGAGCAGCAUGCAGGGCUGGCGGGUUGAGAUGGAAGAUGCACACACAGCAGUCAUUGGUCUGCCUCAUGGUCUCGACCCCUGGUCAUUCUUUGCUGUUUAUGAUGGGCAUGCUGGCUCUCAGGUGGCCAAAUACUGCUGUGAGCACCUGCUGGAGCACAUCACCACCAACUCAGACUUCCAGAGUGCUCUGCAGGAAGAUCAAUCAGUGGAUAGCGUGAAGAAUGGAAUCCGCACAGGAUUCUUGCAGAUUGAUGAACAUAUGCGAACCAUCUCCGAGAAGAAGCAUGGUGUUGACCGCAGUGGCUCCACUGCAGUAGGUGUGAUGAUUUCUCCAAGCCAUAUCUACUUCAUCAACUGUGGUGACUCACGGGGGCUCCUCAGCCGAGGUGGAGCUGUGCACUUCUUCACACAGGAUCACAAACCCAGCAACCCACUGGAGAAAGAAAGAAUCCAAAAUGCCGGUGGCUCAGUCAUGAUCCAGCGAGUUAAUGGGUCCCUAGCUGUGUCUCGGGCUCUGGGAGACUUCGACUACAAGUGUGUGCAUGGAAAAGGCCCAACAGAGCAGCUUGUUUCUCCAGAGCCUGAAGUUUAUGCAAUAGAGAGAUGCGAGGGGGAAGAUGAAUUCAUUAUUCUAGCUUGUGAUGGCAUCUGGGAUGUCAUGGCCAAUGAGGAACUGUGUGACUUUGUGAGGUCAAGGCUAGAGGUUACAGAUGAUCUUGAAAAAGUCAGCAAUGAAAUUGUUGACACCUGCUUGUACAAGGGAAGCCGAGACAAUAUGAGUGUUGUGUUAAUCUGCUUUCCUGGAGCCCCAAAGGUAUCUCCAGAAGCAGUGAAACGGGAGGCUGAGCUGGACAAAUAUCUGGAGGGAAGAGUAGAAGAAAUCAUCAAAAAGCAGGGAGAUGAAGGUGUCCCGGAUUUGGUCCAUGUUAUGCGGACGUUAGCAUCUGAGAGCAUCCCCAAUCUUCCUCCUGGAGGAGAACUGGCAAGCAAACGAAGUGUUAUUGAAGCGGUGUACAACAAACUCAACCCUUACCGAAGUGAUGACACAGACUCUGCAUCCACAGACGACAUGUGGUAACACAACCUCCUACCACUAACACAGCAUAGAGUUUACAAACCACCAUCCUCUCAAGACCCACAGCUGCUCAGCUCAGCAGUCUGUCUCUCCGUCACUCUGAGCUUUUGGUUUCUAAGAAGGGAAUUUCAUGGGAGGAGGAGAAGGAGAAGGAGGAGGAGGAGGAGGAAGAGGAGUUGCAUGCACACAAACCUGGAAUAGUGCAGCACCAAUUCACUCUGGAGUUCAGGAUCCCCACCGUCUUGUCUCCCCUUUAUGUUCACCCACCUUAAUAUUCUCCUCUAAAGUAAUCCAUAACAAGUGAGUCCACAAGGUUUUCUUUCUUUUUGUUAAAUAAUCGGCUUAAGUAGUAAGAUUUUUUUGCUGUAAUUAAUUUGAUUCACAUUUCCUUGUGUGUGUUUGUAUAUUUCUGUUUUUGUGAAGUGCAAUUGUCCUGUACAAACAGCCUGUAUUUAAUGCAGCUUGAUUUUAAGUUAAAAAAUGAAAGAAAUGGAAAAAGAGAACCUUUGAUGCACUAUCUGCCUUUUCCUGCUCUUCUGGAAUUCUAACAAAUGUCUAUUCAGUGAAUAUUACCGCUUGUCCUCCAGGCACAAUGUCUCUGCGCUUUUACUUUACUUUUUUUUUUUUCAGUUAGUCUAUGCUCCUUUAAGAAACGGGUAAAUUGUAUAGUUGACAGCACAGUAAGCUCUCUAUAUCAGACCAUUUAAAUCCUAAUUAUUUUUUUCCCUGUGCUUUUUUUUUUUUUUAAAUUGUAUUUUACUUUUGUAAGUGGUUUUCUGUACAUGCUCAAAUAAUACUGGCAAGGUGUUUCUCAAUCAUUUCGAAAGUAUCAAGUGGAAAAAUAAUCUUUUUUUUCAUUUCUGCAAGGUAUCUGAUAAUGAGUCCCAUGUUAACUUGUUUGUCUGUGCAAAUAGAUACUUGCAAGCGUGCGUGGGUGCUUGUGUGUAUGUAUGUGCGCACGUGCGUUAGUGGAAAGGCAGAUCUGUAUGUGCAACUCUAAUUUCAAUUUGAUGAGGUGGUUCAGACAACAAACCAGGCUGGAGUUGAAGGGAAUUGCUUUCCCCAUGCUUACCCAUUGUUGGCCUGUUUUUUGGGGGGGUUUUUUGCAGCUAGUGUUGCAUAUCAGCCCAACAGAGGCUUUCACUACUUUCUAAUUCCAAACCAGUUUGGAUAGCAGAGUUUACAUGGUGUUACUCAUUGGAACAACUUCACGCUAUAUUUCCAAACUUUACCGUAACCUGGGAUGACACAACUAGUUCAAUUUACCAGAGGUGUACAAAGGUUUGCAGCUGGUCAGGUGUUGACUGGCUUACACAUCUAUCGUGUCAUAUUUAAAUACACAUUUCUAAGAAUACAUCGAUACCAGUGACCACUGUGGGUGCCAUAUAAUUUUUUUUUAAUCUCAUUUUUCAGCUUUAUGACAGCCUAUGCCAAGUUUAUUUUUUUCCCUUUUUCAUGAGAUUCAGUUUUUGUAUGUGGUACAGAUAGAUUUUAACAUUUAACAUCGAUAAUUUGACUGAUGUUAACAGUUAAAGCACUGAAUAUUUUAGACAGAAUCACAUAUUAACAGGCCAAAAGUAGAAAGAAAUUGUAGGCUCAUAAACUUACAAGAUAAUUUUCAUUAUUUGGACAUUCACACCAAGAACAAAUGCGCUAACUGCAAUGAGUUGUCAUGGUUGUAUAGCACCUUUUUAUUCCCAUCAGGUUUGCUCUGCUUAAAACUCCCACGGCACCACAUGCCCCAGCACAAUGCAGUUUGCUGCUAUAGUGUAUGAUCUGUGGGUUAACUUUUUUCCUUAAUUUCCCCUCUGAAGAGAUAGCCACUGCCUAAAUCUGUAUUUAACACACGCAGUAGAUAUAUUUCUUGAAGAGAAAUGGUUUUAUUUCAGAUUUAUUUUCUGCCAUUUUUUUUUGUCUUGCAUUGUUGGAAAUUUAUGUAUGUAUAUAUUUUUGACUUAAAUUUUCAAGGAAUAAAUCAUUUGGCUUGAGCUAGUUUUUUGCCAUUGACAAAAUGUGAUUCUGGUUUGUCUUGAGAUGGUUAGCUACAGUUUUGUGUUGUGGUAAACAAGUGUUUCCCUCUAAUCACUUUGGUGUCCCUGUGAUCAACAUUGAAGAUUUGAACAGCUCCCUUUGUGUCAUGCAGAGAAAUUAUAUACUAGACUUAUAAUUCUUAAUCGAAAUGACAAUCCUAACUGUUUCACCACAUUUAGAUUUGUGGUGAUGAGAUAGUUAUUAAAUCUUAAUCCCGAAUUAGCUGCUUUCUAAUAUGCUUUUAUGGCAGAAAUGCCAAAGACAAAGUCACAGAUUAAAGAGAAUCUAGCUGUAACCCUGCUAAAGACAAAUGUCAAGCUAUUGAGGAUGAACUUCAGGAGGGUUUUUGUUUGUUUGUUUGUUCCCAUUAGUUGGCUUUUAAAGGUACUCUGUGGAGUUUUUGACCUCUGUGAUGUUGUAGAGAGAUGUUUUGAUGAGCAGGUCUUUGCUCUACAAGCACUCACAAACAAGGACGAAUGUGCAGGACAAACAUAUGGGGGGCAUGAAAUGUACAUCCGCUGACUGCAGGGGGCAGUAAUGUAUAUAUAUCAACAGGUGGUGUCAUGGUAACAUGGCAUGAAGACACAUUAAAACUCUACAGGACCAGAAAAUUAGGUUUAAACUGCUGAUUUCAAACAACACAAAAAAAGCCUAUGAAAAUGUUGUGUUUGUUAUUGAAAAGGUUGGUAGGCCUUAAAGCAAAAUGCAUUUUGCUAAUAAAUGUUGAAUGUAACCUAGUUGUAUUUACAGUGGAGACUCCAUGGGGUACCUUUAAACAGUCGUCUACAAAAAGACAUAUAACAUCAGUACCUUUUAGGUAAAGUGGUAGCUGACUCAAAACUGUGAACAUGUCAAAUCAGGAAACGGAUUUUUGUGUUUUGCAUGAAAAUGUAGUUUCACAUGAAUAUUCCUUUCCAUAAAAAAAAGCAAAUUGCAACCAAAACAAACAGCUGAACAGCAACAUUGUUUUUUUGAUUCGCAUCUUUGUUUUGAAAUUACAAUAUUGUAUUUCUACCACAAAACUUACCUUAAUACUUGUAUACUUCAUGUUAUGUAAAAUGCUUAAACUCAAUUUGUUUAGUAUGUUUGAGGGGGUCAAAGUAUUUGAAAAUGCUUUUUUUUUUAAAUUUAGCUAAGCAGUUUAUAUUUAAUCUGUAAGCUAUUUAUUUCACUCUGCAUAGCUUCUGUUAAGUAAGUGCACUAAAUGUCUCUUACCUAACAUUUGUCAGCACCCAGCUGCUUUUUGCAAACCUGGUAGGUAUUAAUAACUCUGAAAGGAACAUUUCAUGCGUUUUUCCUUCAAGCUUAGUGAGGAACAAACAUAUUUCUUCAUGUGUUGAGGCAGUUGACAACCACAUGACCCUGGCCUGUCCUGCAUUUUGUCAUUGCAAUUUAGAAUUCAUGACAUGGCCCUUAGAUAAUGCUGGUUGAUCAUCCAUUUCUACAAUACACUCAUUCUACAGAAUAAGGAUUGUAGAAUUUUUUUUUUUUUUUUUUUUUUUUUUUUUUUUAAAUAUUAAUAAUUGCUGUAGCUGGAAUGUUAGCAGAUACUGACCGUGGAUUGAUUAUGAUUUGUCCCCAUGUGGGUGUUUUGUUUCAAUUUUGUAAAAAAUUACCAUUAUUCCCCCUAAACUGAACAAAAAAUUAUCCCAAGUAUAUAUUAUUUUUAUUUUUCAUUAACUGAAAUACCUCAUAACCUUUAUAGGAAGUGUUUUUGUCUUUUGUCAAGCAGUUCACUUUAAUGACAGAUGUUUUCUUAUGUUUCCUUCCCUGAACCUCCUAUUUUAACACUGAUCUAUUGGAAUGGGAUAUGGUUGUGCUCAUGUGCAGUGUUUGACUGAAUUGUGCUGAUGUUAACAAAUCGAGUAAUGAUUUAAGAAGCUACUGCAAAUGAUGACUUGUUUUAGGAGCUAGAAACACUAUUGGCCUUGUCCUACAAGCUGCCCCACCCUAAACAAAUCCCCUUAAACACUCACCUGUGUAAUUUCACCUACUCGUCCACUCGUGUGAUGCUCACUUAGCUCAAAUCUAUAAUUGUAUUGAGAGUUCAGGGUUUUAGAAAUGUGAGAUGUGUGAGAAAAUAAGUGUGACUAAAUGACGAUAGUCAUAUGCACUGAUCAUCUGUAUAGUCAGCUUUUCUUUCUUUUUUUUUCAGAAAAUUGUUAUUGUAGAAAAAAGAUUAUAAAGCUAUUUACAGAGUUACCUUUGGUUGCCUGGAAUCCAUCCUGUAUAUUCUUGUAUGGAGGACUACCUGGCAGAUGUUAAAGAGAUUUUAAAUGCUUGCGCCCUCUUGUACAUAUUGAUGUACCUCAGUUGUGGCGUUUACUGUGUGACCCUUAGCAGUGGUGGUUUAUUCGUCCCCUUACAGGGCGGCCUGAGCCUCACUUUGCUGACCUUUUUCAGCUCAUAAAUAAGCUCACCGAUUUGCCUUACCCAAUCUCAUCUUGCCCCCUAAAAUGCUUGUUCCACAAAACACUAUGAGGCAAAUGCCACUGACAUUACACUCUGACAGAUUCAAAAAUCUUGUCCAUUUUAAGGUACUUAAGCUAUCAACAACGUGACUUUGUCCUGGUUGUCACAAGGUACAACUUUUCAAACAUCGCCGGUUUGUAUUCUGUUUUUUUUUUUCCAUGUUACCGUAUUGAAUCUCGGUCUUGAAAGCUUAUUUAAUUUCCAUUGCAGAUGAUGUCAUACUUUUAACAAAUGCAAGUGUUUUAACAUGGUAACCUCGUAAGCAUUCAAAAUGUGCAUACAUACAUUCAUGUCUGCUCUAUUUAUGAUUACAUUCAAGAAUAGCUUUAGAGUGCUGUAGUUAAGUAUUGUCAAUGUUGAUUCAAAUGCUUCUCAGAGGCCUCUGUGAGUGAUUUUACAAAGUUCAAUAACUGUAUAUUUUGUAUUAUGUUCUAGCUCCAAAGGAAUGGCAGAAAAAAAGACAUGUUUAAAAAAGCUUUGUUCCCUGAACUAAAUUGUACUAUUUGUGUUGUCGAUUGAACAAAUUGCAUUCCUUGCUUGUGAAUAGAUGCAUUUUUCUCCCUGCUCCUUAAAUUUUCUCCCCUUUCUUUCCCUCCUUUCUUUCAUUUUUUAGCCUUUGAAGUUUGAAUAAAAUUUCUAGUUUGCAGAAUGUAUUACUAAAUAAAUGGGUUGUCAUCUUGUA